Messenger RNA from Culex quinquefasciatus (southern house mosquito), 1895 nucleotides. RefSeq names its product abl interactor 2 (gene Abi). The record is from RefSeq and is a predicted model, not a curated record. NCBI's taxonomy places the organism in Eukaryota, Metazoa, Arthropoda, Insecta, Diptera, Culicidae. The coding region runs from base 223 to 1593 and encodes 456 amino acids. Gene Ontology annotation, molecular function: SH3 domain binding. The transcript is spliced from 5 exons.
UCCAUCGCGCCCACCUUGCUCUUCCCAGGAAAAAGUCAAUUAUUUUCUCCACUUGAAACUAGCGAUCGGGAACUCGGGGACAAUUUCGCCAAAUUCCUCGCCGUAAACCCGGUUCUGGUCACCGAUUCUGCCCGGAACCGUCGUAGCCGUCGGUCGUGCGCGUUGAUCCGGCGAUUUUCGGUAAAAUCUUCCGCGAAAAAGUGACAUUUUUUUUUUGGAAAAAUGGACGACCUGAUUACCCUCAUCCGGACGGAGAUUCCGGAGGGCCGGCAGAACCUGCAGGAGAGCUACACCAACCUGGAGCGGGUGGCCGAGUACUGCGAGGACACGUACCAUCGUUCCGACAACAAGAAGGCCUCGCUAGAGGAAACGAAGAACUACACGACUCAGUCGCUGGCGAGCGUCGCGUACCAGAUCAACACGCUGGCGUACAACUUCCUGCAGCUGAUGGACCUGCAGGCCACCCAGAUGGCCGAGAUGGAGUCCCAGAUGAACCACAUCUGCCAGACGGUGAUGAUCCACAAGGAGAAGGUGGCGCGGCGCGAGAUCGGCGUGCUGACCGCGAACAAGGUCAGCACCCGGCAGUACAAGAUCGUGGCGCCGCUCAACCCGGAGAAGCCGAUCAAGUACGUCCGGAAGCCGAUCGACUACGCACUGUUGGACGAGAUCGGCCACGGAAUCGCGCUGACCAACAACAACCACAAGAAGCACCGGGUUUCGAGCCAGGGCUCGAUCCAGUCGCUGGCGGCCAACAUCUCGGUCGGUCCUCCGCCGACCACGAAGCCACCGACGCCGCCGCAAAUGUCCCGCAGCGCCGGCCACACCGGAACGCUCGGCAAGAACGCCAGCAACACGGGCACGCUCGGUAAGGCGUCCCGCGAGUACCGGACGCCACCGGUGGUCAUUCCGCCACAGGUUCCGUCGCACUACGCGCCAAACUUCCCCAUGGGACACCCGAGACGGACUUCGGGCGGGGAGCGUGGCCCCGGGUACAGCGCGCUGCCGAUGCCGCCGAGCCAGGUGGCGAUGCACCAUCCACCGCAGGUCGGAAUGGUGCACCCGAUGCCACCGGCCACGACCCAGCACCAGUCGACGUUCGACGAGCGGAACAGCAUGCCGCUCCCCGCAAAGGGCCAUUCCCGAGAGUUGGAAUCAUUUCAGAAGUUCCCCUCCAAAUUUCCAGCGCCGCCGUCUCCGCUCACGGUGACCCACGAAAUGCCCGACCACGGCCACAUCGGAAUGCACACGCUCAGCCGGAACAUGCCCCGUCCGGGGUCGCAGUCGCCGCCGCUGCCGCCGCCACCGCCGCCGGAGGAGUCGGACCACGCGGACUUUGGCCGCCCCCGGAACACCCAGAGCCUGGUGGCGCCGAUCGUGCCCGACGACCAGAACCUGCCCGGCUGGGUGCCGAAGAACUACAUCGAGAAGGUGGUGGCUAUUUACGAUUAUUACGCGGACAAGGAUGACGAGUUGAGCUUCCAGGAGAGUUCGGUGCUGUACGUGCUGAAGAAGAAUGACGACGGGUGGUGGGAGGGCGUGAUGGACGGCGUUACGGGGUUGUUCCCCGGGAAUUAUGUGGAACCGUGCGUUUAAGUGAGGAGAGAAAUCACAUGAUCAACUAUUAAUCGUAGAACAGCGCCGUAUAGCAAUGAGAUAUUCCAAGGAAACCUAGCCCGUAAGCUUCGAAUAAAACGCGUUUACUUUAUUCCUACAACUUGAUCCGGAACUGAAAGAGAUCAGUUCGCUCUUUUAAAAUUCUGCAUUUUCUUCAUAUUAUACGACCCCCUACGAUAAAGGACAUGGUAGAGCUGCGUAUGCUUCAAAAAGGCAAGUUUAUAGAAUUACAAUUCGUUUAGUUCACAAUAAAGAGUAAUAAUGCUUAUUUAUAACAAAAA